Messenger RNA from Penicilliopsis zonata CBS 506.65, 1176 nucleotides. RefSeq lists its product as hypothetical. The transcript has a single exon. The coding region runs from base 69 to 1070 and encodes 333 amino acids. Lineage: Eukaryota; Fungi; Ascomycota; Eurotiomycetes; Eurotiales; Aspergillaceae. The record is from RefSeq and is a predicted model, not a curated record.
GGGGACCUUCAAGAUCGAGUUCACGCACAUUCCCUGGGGGACGCAGUACUACAAGAAGAAUGGCCAGUAUGUCCCGGCAGACUGUCUGGAGACGCUACGGAAAUUCGAUGCGGGAUUGUUUGGGGCCGUCGGCGCACCGGGUAGGUCUGUCUAGAACGAGAUUUAUUCGAGUAGAGAGAGGGAGAGAGAGAGAGAGAGAGAGAGAGAGAGAGAGAGUUCCCCUGAUUUUAACUGCAAAUGCAGAUGUUCCCGACCACAUCUCCUUAUGGGGUCUUCUGUUGGCCAUCCGUGGCCCCCUUCAACUGUACGCCAAUGUCCGCCCCGUGCGCACUUUCCCCGGGACCCGAUCGCCUCUGGUCACGGCCACCAAGGGCAUUGACUGGAUGCUGGUGCGCGAGAACUCGGAGGGCGAGUAUGCCGGCCAGGGUGGCCGGUCUCAUCUCGGACAGCCGUGGGAGACGGCGACAGAGGUGGCCAUCUUCACGCGGGUGGGCAUCGAGCGCAUCAUGCGUUUUGCCUUUGAGAUGGCGCGCUCACGCCCGCGCCGCCUGCUAACGGUAGUGACCAAGAGCAACUCCAUGAGGAACGGGAUGGUGCUCUGGGACCAGAUCGCCGCGGAGGUGGCGCAGGAUUUCCCCGACGUGACGUGGGACAAGAUGCUGGUAGACGCGAUGACGGUACGGAUGGUGCGCAACCCGGAGUCGCUGGACACGAUUGUCGGCACCAAUCUCCACAUGGACAUCCUGUCGGAUCUGGCGGCCGCGCUGGCUGGGUCGAUCGGCGUGGCCCCCUCGAGCAAUCUGGACCCGACGCGCAAGAACCCGUCGCUGUUCGAACCGGUGCAUGGCAGCGCGUUUGACAUCACCGGCAAAGGGGUGGCCAACCCGGUGGCCACCUUCUGGUCCGCGGCGGAGAUGCUCUCCUGGCUGGGCGAAAAGCACGCUGCCCAACAGCUGAUGCGCUGUGUCGAGAAUGUAUGCAAGGCUGGCAUUCUCACUCCCGAUCUCGGCGGCUCCUCGAAUACGCAGGGGGUGGUGGACGCCGUCUGCGCGCAGAUCGAUCGGUUGUGAUGUGCUUUUUUCCUUUUCCUCGUCUCUUUCUUCGUUUCUUUCUUUCUUUCUUUCUUUCUUUCUUUCUUUCUUUCUUUCUUUCUUUUCAUUGUUGCUUGGAUAGAGU